Messenger RNA from Microcebus murinus (gray mouse lemur), 4558 nucleotides. RefSeq names its product natural cytotoxicity triggering receptor 2-like. Gene Ontology annotation, cellular component: cell surface. The record is from RefSeq and is a predicted model, not a curated record. NCBI's taxonomy places the organism in Eukaryota, Metazoa, Chordata, Mammalia, Primates, Cheirogaleidae. Gene Ontology annotation, molecular function: signaling receptor activity.
GUGUUUUUACUGUUUUUUUUUUUUUUUAAUUUUCUUUGUUGUUUAUUCAGUAACUAUAAACAGCCUGUGACUAUUGAUUUUCUGUAGCUCAUCUAAUGACAAUUUUUUUUUUCAAUAUGCUUGAUUCAUGUGGUUUUUCACCAGAUGUUUAUGGAGUGACUGUGGCAGCUGGGAGCUGGGGGAGGGGAUGAUCUGGGGGCUGAGACUCCCUUUCCCCUCCCACCUCCUCUUCUCUCCAUCUGUACCUACCUUCCCCUCUCCCCUGCCAGCUUUGCUGUCUCCUGCCUUUGCUAGGGACCACCCCCUGCAUCUCCAUUCCUGCAAAUAUGUCUCCAUCUCCUUUCCCCUCCUGCCCCCAUGGGACCUCCCAGUUCCCAGGCAAGACUGAGCAUGAAGCCUCUGACCACUGGGGCCAGCAGGUUAGGGUUCUGAUCAGAACUCCCCUAACUCUGUCACUCGCCUUCCAGCCUGUGCUUGUCUUGGGUGAGAAGGAGAAACUUCAGGCUGGGGAGAGAGAGGAGAAAUAUUGUUAACGAACCCACAGAGGGGUUCACUGUUGCUCACCACACAGAAAGCCAAUUACCGAGACAAUGACGAUUGUCAAAGAAGCAAGGAUUUAUUGCAGGAGAUGAGUCAGCUGGGAGGUGGGUAUCGACUGCCUCAAAUGUGCCUCCCUGACCAACAGGGUCAGGACUUUUUUCUAGAGGUGAAACGAAUAAUGCACGAGGAGGGUGAACGUCAUUACAUGUUUGGGGUGGAGUGCAGGUCAUGCAAGCGCAGUUGAGAAAUCAUGCUAGUACAUACAUCCCAUGAUCAAAAUAUGGAGGAUAGGUCCCUCCCCGGGUGGGGAUCUUGGUAGUAUAAUGAGCUAGGGGUUAAUAUUGGUUAUUCUUUCAGCCUUGUGCACAGGUGGGACACAGGCAGUAGGUUGCUCAGCAGUACCUUGGGCACAAUCUGUGGUGGGUGUUGUUUAUCCUGCCUUCUGGACAAACAGGUGGUGUGAGGCUUUGUAGUUAUCUCCUGGCUGCAAGGAGGCUUCAUGGUUUCUCAAAAGGGAAUUCGAAAGGAAAUUAAUCAGUGAAACAGAAAGUUACAAAGUCCUGGUCAGCAAAUCUUACUAACCCGGGGAAUUUGAAACAGAAGAGAACAACAACAACAAAAAACCCCCACAACACUAUGAAAAAAAGUUUUCUUGCUUAUGGAGCCAGUUACAAUAUUUCACCAUAGUUUCCUUCUCCACUUUCUCAGCUCCCCGCCCCUCCCAGUGGGAGGAGGCGGCCUGACAGGGGGAAGAGGUUGGGUCCAGGGGAGCCCAGCCGAGUCUCCGGAGCCCUGGUCCAGUCCCAGGGCUGAGGCCCCUCCAGGCCCAGAUGCAGAGCCUGCCACUGCAGGGUCCCGCAUAGGCUCCCUGUUCCUCCCCAGGCCGCCUGCUUCCCGAGGGAGGCCUGUGCCUUCCCCGGCAAUUCAUCCCACGCAGCGGGGUGGCUGCACUGGACCCCCCCCCAGCUCUGGUUCCCUGUCCCUGGGGCUUUCCAGCUCCCUCACAUCCCUCCCUGCACCCCAGCCCAAGAAGAGGACCCAUGGCCUGGGGGGCCACAUGCCUGCUAUGGCCUGUCCUGCUAGUGCUCCUGGCCUCAGCUUCCUGGGCACAGAAGGUAGAGAUUCUGUCUGCCGUGGAGGGUGAGACCGUCUCUGUGAUUUGCCCAUACCAGCAAUCCCAACGUCGCCAGGGGAAAAGCUGGUGCAGGUGGACAGGAAACAAGUCAUGUGUAAUAGUCGUGGCCAGUCCCAUGACAGUGGCUCCGGAGCCUCGCUUUUCCAUCCAGGACAAUGUCUCCUCUGGCGUCUUCACUGUCACCAUGACUGAGCUCAGGGUAAAGGACUCGGGGUUCUAUUCGUGUGGAAUCUACAACCGUCAUGGGAUCUUUAUUACCUCAUACCACCGUCUGGUGGUAUCUCAAGCCUCAACACCACCCACCACCAGGAGCACCAGGAGCACCAGGAGGACAACGGUGCUGGCCUCUGCCACCAGCCCUGUCACUGAGAGCCUCCCGGACGACCAGAAGUUCAUCAUCCUGGGCGUGGUGGUGGCUGUCCUGCUGCUGCUGGUGCUGACGCUUGUCCUCAUCUUGGUCCUGUACCUCAGGAAAGCCCGAGCAAGAGCCGGGAAAGAUGAGGAGGACUCCCACCACAUCUACGAUGACCUUUCAGUCCAGAAGGAGGAGACCACUGGCUUUGCUCAGCAGAUGGGCUCUGGUGAGGACACUGGGAAUAUCUGCUAUGCCUCACUCAUCCACCUAAACCACGCCAGCCCUGAGGACUCCAUCUAUGCCAACACCCUCCCCAAUCUGCAGCCCAUGCCUGACCCCAUUCUGUCUGUGGAAUAUGCCAGCAUCACUAGAAGUGGACCUCGGUCCUCCAAGUCAGCUGCCCUAGAGGAGGGGCCUGGGAACUGAAGGCAGAAUUCACUGGGCAGUGAGCAUUUAUCUCAUGCUCACAUGGGGCAGAGCUGCUCUACCAGCAACGGGCGACUUCCAUGUGCAAAGACAGCUACCAACUAGCGGGGGCCAUGCCCUCCUGCAAGGGCGAUGAGGAAAGGGGAGCAAAGGAAAGGAAAGUCCUUAUCAAUCAGAGGGUGGCAGCUUUGAGUCUGAGGGCUGAGACUCGAUAGUGGGGAACUUCUGAACAGCUGUCCUCUCCUCUCCCCAGGAUCCACCAAGGCAGAGUCCAGCUAGAUAGGGGCCUGGCACCCCGUGCCUCUGAGUAACCCAACUUACCUCCCUCUGUGGCCAUCACUUCCUUCCUGACCAGGGGCUAUGAAAUGCUGAUGAAUUGCGCAAGUUCCCCAACUGGUGGCUCUCUCCUUGAGUGUCCCUGUCUAACUGUCCUCUCAGGUCCUCUAAGCAGGCUGGGAAGUUCUGGACACUUCCCACCCCCCAGACCUGCCCACUGCUCUCCUUUCUGGCCUCCUGAUCUGAACACCCCUUCUACUCAUGAAAUUCUCACAACCCUGCCAGGAGGAACACUGGGGUGCGGGCAGGGUGCAUAGCUCAGGAGGCUCCUGGCCCUAUCCCUGGCUCUUGCCGGGCAGAAUGUGGCAGGGGAGCUUCCUUCCCUGUGAGAGCCACACAGCUCCAUCAGAACUGGCGUGAGCUCGUCUGCCUUCCACAGAAUCCAUCCUCCUCUCUGCUGACUGCAUCUUAGGCAAGCAGAGUGGCCUGGGGGAUGCCUCCUGCCUGGUCUAAGUGCAUUCCAAAAGACCCUUCUGGAAACAGGGUUCCUUUUACAUGAUGCACUCCCAAGAAGUGACUUUGAAUUCUGGGAACUCCAGGUCAGGUGAGUGGAAGGGUGAUGUCCUAGCUCACCAUGGGGAAGGACGAUUGCUUAUAAUUGCGGAUUCGUCGCUUCUCAACAGUGACCAUAAAGGUCACUGCCGAUGCAAUGCCCCAGCCCUCUCUAUGAACCUCAAUGAGGAGUCGCAGAGUCAGAGCACAGGGGACUCACCGUCUCCUGCUUAGGGAGCUGGUUUGUGAAUGUUUCUGCCAAACAGGACCUGGCUUGCCUGCAGUCACCAUGAGCUAUCAGCCUUGCCCACACAUGGGUCACAGGUCAGGCUGCAUCAUGGCCAGAAAGAGAGUGAAGGUUGGAGAGGAGUGGGUGGGUGGGCGGUUUGGGGUCUGGUGGGCCAGUCUUCAAGAAUAUGAGCUCUUCCUACAGGAGGGAGCCAGCUAAGUUCCUGUCACUUCUGACUGUGACACCUCUGCUGCCAGCAUCCACCUCCCAGGGUGCCAGUGUCAAGGAUGUGGUUCUGUCCCCAACUGUGGCUCCAUGGGGACACAAACUGCGCAGGCCUGUGGGGCCAGGCACUCAGGUUGAGGGAGACAGGGAGCAGGGAAGGAGAGCGAUGCUCUGGGUGUCACCCUGGCUCCUGAGGUCUCUGCCCCAGCGUUCCAGAUCUGACUGCUAGAGGCUGGGCAAUGGCUGCACCCUGACCUCCCACCCAACCUGGCCUUGCUUUGAGAAGGUCACUGGCAUUGACCUGUGGCCUCAUUUGACCUCUGGUCCUUCAUAACUCCAGGCUCUGACAGUGCCUCUGCUUUUGGUCUAUAUUUUAGACGAGGUGCCCACUGGGGAGCAGUGUGUGCUUCACCAUGUGCUCCUCAACCUGGGCUUCCUGCCUGCACUGGUCUGGCUGCAGCACUAGGAGCCAUCCAGGGGGCCAGGUUCCUCGCAAACUGUCAAAACCCAACGGAUUCGCCGGGCCUAGAGCUCCUAGAGUUAUGACUGGUCUGUAUUCAUUAGGCAAGCUUUCACAGGUGCCCGCUGCCUGCCAGUCACUGUGUUUAGGCUUGAGGAUACAGAGAUUAAUUCUAGUAAGCUGACAUUUAUGGAGUGCUUGUUAUGGGCCAUAUUUCACAGAAUAAUGGCUCAGACAUCUCUGUAAGAUCAGUACUUUCCCUCAUUUUUACAGAUGGAGAAAUUGAGGCACAGAGAGGUUAAGUAACUUCUCAAAGUCACACAGCUAGUAAAUGGUAGAUUCUAUACUCUGAAGUUUUAA